AUGCACUCAACAAGUUCAUCGAGUCGAGAUGGACCAGAGCCCAGCAUCCACGCCGAGGGGAAAGAGAAGCAGGCAACGAGAAGAGGGGCAGUGGUUAAAGGUUGCAAUGGGGAGGUGGACUCUGCGAUGGCAGAAGCGAUUGGUGAGGUGCUAGCAGAGAGCUCUCCCUGGCUUCAAGAUGGGAAACUGCUUGAGCCGAAGGGGAAGUCGUCUGCCUGGCGCCGCAGAGGUCAGACACCAAGAGCGAAAGGCAAGCCUUCUGUUCAUCCUUGUGAGCGCAUCAUGCUGUUCCUUUUCGUGUUCCUUGUCCUCCUAGUGCUGUCUGCGUUCUUGCAGCUGCAGUUCCCUGGCCUCUACCAAGAGGCAGCCAGCUCAGAUGAGGAUUGCAUGGACGACACCUGUGACGCUUUUCGACUGCCUGGCUUGACGAUGCCCGUCUCAGAGGAGAUGAUGGAAAAGCUGGCGCAGAGGAGGAGAGAGAUCCCGGCGCUGAAGUUAGAGCAGAUCUUGCAGCUCCAGAGGCGCAGCAUCGAUCUCCUCCAGAUGGAGAUCUGCCAACAGACCUUGCUGAAAGCGGCGUGGCGAGCGAGGCGAUCUUCGGGUGCCGGAGAUGAAAAGCUGCUCGCGGCGGACGAGGCGUGGCACGUGGCCGUUGGAAGGCGUGGCUUCAAGGUCCGGCUGCACAUCUACGACGUGUCUCACGACCUGACCGUGCAGCGGCUCAACCGGAUCCUGGCCAAUCAGGAGGCGCCUCUGAAGCUAGGUGGCAUCUUCCACGCCGGGAUCGAAGUCAACAAGACGGAAUGGGCCUUUGGAUGCGAGAGCGUGAGCGAAGAGAUCGAGACGGGCGUCAAGACGUGCCAGCCGAAGCAGAAUCCUCAGCACCACUACCGCCAAACGGCAUCUCUGGGCCGCACCAUCCUCACCCGAGAAGAAGUUGCUGCAGUCUUGGCCAGCAUGGCAGAGGAGUACUCAGCAGAGAGCUACGACUUGCUGCACCGAAACUGCUGCCACUUUGCAGAUGAACUCUGCCUGCGACUAGGAGUCAAGCGGCCGCCCAGAUGGCUGCUUCGCCUGGCCAAGCUGGGAGCCGCUGGCCAAAAGCAGAUCCGCUUGCUUGCCGCUUUGGCGCUUUGGCGCUUCUGUUUCGUCCGGCGUUUGGUUGAGGCAGCCGUGGAUCAGCUGCUGCCCGCGCCGAUCCGUGACGUGAUGCCUUGGCAAGAAUGA
Molecule: messenger RNA, 1227 nt
Organism: Effrenium voratum
Lineage: Eukaryota; Dinophyceae; Suessiales; Symbiodiniaceae
Source: the annotation of a GenBank genome assembly